UUAGAUUCAGUGCUACCAGAGCUGUUCCCGUCAACGUAACUUGCAGCGGAAUCGUGCGGGAUAGCAACAUUAUCCUGGCUGAAUAAUUCAAAAGUCGAAAUUAGGGAACAAUAUACGCUUAUUAAAAAGUUAAACAUUAAUAUCAAAAACGGCUCACAGAAGAGAUACUAGUUUAUUGACAGCACCGCACGUGGAAUGGAAGAAAACUCAGCACGAUUUUCCGAUUACUUAUUUGCUCAAAUGUCGUCAGACACCAAUGACGCGAAAGUGGAAUGCACAGAACAGCCUGGUGAAAACAAAGAGUUGACGGGAACAAAGAAAUUGCUUCUGGACAAUUUGCUACUAUUGAUUACCAUUUUGGGUGUUAUACUCGGCAUAAUUCUGGGUUUCUCUUUGCGUUCUGCAAAUCUCUCGGAGAACUCAAUUUUACUACUGUCCUAUCCCGGAGAACUGUUCAUGAGGGUCUUGAAAUUAAUAAUCCUUCCAUUAAUAAUGUCCAGUUUGGUGGUAGGAAGUGCUAGUCUCAAUGCUCGCCUAAAUGGAAGGAUAGCCUUAAGGACUUUACUGUAUUUCUUUUGUACUUCCGUGGUCAAUGCUGUAUUGGGAGUUGCACUAGUGCUUAUAAUUCAUCCUGGAGACACAGGAUUAAAACCGGUCUUGAAGGAAGAGACAGAAUUAACUAGAGCCAGUACGGUUCUAGACAGUCUAUUAGACUUGGGAAGAAACAUCGUUGCUGACAAUAUUUUUCAAGCAACCUUUCAACAAGCCCAUACAGACUACGUUAAUGUCUCUGUCAAGACGUACAAUCCAGAAAACAGUGCUUUGGAUUCUUCAGAAGUAACUGUACGAAUUAUAAAGUAUAGAGCUGGUACUAAUACCUUAGGCAUAGUUUUCUUCUGCCUCAUAUUCGGAACGAUUUUGGGUACUCUUGGAUCAAAGGGUAAAAUAGUGAUAGAAUUUUUUUCUGUGAUAUUCGAUGUAGUAAUGAAAAUGGUAACAGGAGUGAUUUGGCUAACCCCUAUAGGCAUAAGUAGCGUGAUAGCUGGAAAAAUUCUCUCCGUAACUGAUAUAGUGCUAGUCAUAUCCCAACUUGGAUGGUUUAUAGCCACAGUCAUUUUAGGAGUCUUUCUGUACCAGUUGAUAAUUAUGCAGUUAAUAUAUUUGGUUUUUGUCAAGAAAAAUCCGUUCAAGUACUACUUGGGCCUAGUACAAGGAACCCUGACUGCUUUCGCAACAGCAUCCACUGCAGCUGCACUUCCGGUAACUUUUACUUUAAUGGAUGAGAAAGUCAAAGUGGACCCCAGGAUAACAAGAUUCGUUCUCCCCAUCGGCUGCAAUAUAAACAUGGAUGGAACUGCUAUGUUUAUAGCGAUAGCCUCGAUUUUCAUUGCUCAAAUGAAUGGGAUUACCUUAAGAAUAGGAGAAAUCGUUACUGUUUGUUUUACUUCCACAGCUGCGUCAUUUUCGUCUGCAAGUGUGCCUAGUGCUGCACUGGUGCUACUUUUGAUGGUGCUUUCUGCCAUCAACACACCUGUUCAGGACGUAUCAUUAUUAUUCGCUGUCGACUGGUUGGUUGAUAGGUUUCGGACCACUAAUAACAUGUUAGGAGACUGUUAUGCAGCUGCAGUUGUGGAGAAAUUGUCUAAGAAGGAGUUGAUGGCAUGUGACGCACUCCUGUCCCAGGAAACCACAAGUUUCGAAAAUCAUAACAAUGCAAAAAAUUUGGAGAGAGAAUUUAUAGAACCGACUGAUAUUGUUAUCCAAUAAAAUAAGUGUUAAGAAGAUAUUUUAGAAAUUUAUUUUUAGAAUAUUUGUUUAGUGUGCAUGUUAUUUGG
Messenger RNA from Anoplophora glabripennis (Asian longhorned beetle), 1835 nucleotides. RefSeq names its product excitatory amino acid transporter (gene Eaat2). Gene Ontology annotation, molecular function: neutral L-amino acid transmembrane transporter activity; glutamate:sodium symporter activity; L-glutamate transmembrane transporter activity. The record is from RefSeq and is a predicted model, not a curated record. Gene Ontology annotation, cellular component: plasma membrane. The transcript has 10 exons. Lineage: Eukaryota; Metazoa; Arthropoda; Insecta; Coleoptera; Cerambycidae. Bases 196 to 1767 code for a protein of 523 amino acids. Gene Ontology annotation, biological process: L-glutamate transmembrane transport.